CGAGUCACAAACAGGAGCCGGUUGUUUCCCCUAUUUCUCGGUGGGCUCGCAUACUCCCGCACGGGUGCAAGAACCCGUCAUCCGGAACGAGCGCAGCCCACAAUACACUUACGGGAAGUCACCUAUGGGACUGGCCCGUGGGGAAAGCCUCGGUUUGAGAAAGUGUGCCAGUCUCCCAUCACUGAGCGACUGCGGUUCGGACCGCGCCCUUGAAGUGUAUUGUGGAAAAAGGCAGCUGAUAGAGCUGUCGACGAAGGUUCCAACACGGCUUCACGGGUUCCUGGAAGACAUUGGAGUAGCUCACUACUUUGUAAUAGUAAAGCAGACCACGGAUGGCAGCCUCACCCAGUUCGAUUUCGGCCCAGUGGGUGGGGACAUCGCAUUCCCGCAGUUCAACUCACUUCAGCUCCCAGCAAGGGGAGUCAUGGGAAACGGGGAUAAGAGGAAUGCGAAGCGGCUCAAGCAGGCAGAGAUCCGAGAGAUGAAGUUGACAGAGCUUCCACCACAGCAUAUGUACGUUGGAAGGAGCAAACUGUCGCUGAAGGACAUUCGGAACUUUAACAACCUGCAGCAGCUGACCUACUUCCUGAACCAAAAUGACUGCCGGCACUAUGUUGACAAGCUGUGUCAGUACACAACUGGGGUGAGCCACGCAGCCAGCCUUUGCAAAAGGACGACCUUCCGACAGCGCAGAGCCACGCCGCAGUGGUCAGACUCGGUCAUUACCCUGGCGCACGCCCUCACAGACGUCGCCAACUGGCCAAAGGUCCAGACAGCCACCCAGAUGACUCUUACCUUUGCGGGUGCUCUGACCAGCCGCUCGACGCUGCGACGGCUGCGGCCGCAGCUGCUGCCGGGGCUGGCCGCGCGCGUCAGCGCAGUGCCUGCUCCCAGGGCCCUCGUCAGCAGGACCCUGCAGCGGCCGCCCAUCGCCAUGGCCACAGCUGUUGCGGCAUCCUACACUGCCGGGAGAGCUCCUGCGGUGCGGGAGGCUCUGAAUGUGGGCUGGCGCAUUGGGGAGAGUGUGAGGGCUGCUGCGAUGAACAUGGUGGCAUCAGCGAGCUCCGUGGGGCGCUCCGCCACCAGAGCAGCGGCCGGCAGCUUCCAGGAGGUGCUAUCUGUGGCUGGCCAAGGUGUGAUGGGUGCAAUGGCGGUAGCAGGAACACGCAGCACAGUCUGCAAUUCUGCCACCGCGGAGCGGCCAGCGCCCUCACGGCUGCGGCCGCGCCUGGUUUUGCCCCGCAUCGGUGGCCGUUCAAGCAAGGUCCUGGUGGCAUGAGUACAUAUUACAGCACUGGCUUCAAGCUGGCAUCAUCAGCCAAGCGGAUGUCACUGUGAGCAUGUUUGGAGCGAUGAGGAGUGAGCUUACAGUAGAAGCCAUAGCUAACAACGCUGAGGUACUGAACUUUUUCAAGAAUUUGUGAGACAAGCGAGAGAGCGCGGGAGAGCAAACGAUGCAGAUUGUGCCAACAGAUAGCAAACGAGUGGAGUUGAGGAGUAGCAGUAGAGAUUGUGGAGGCAAUAUCUUUGUCAAAAAAGGAAAAUGUUCACCGUUUCCUCACUUGAACACGUGUAGUUCCACAUCAUUUCUGUGGUCUUUGGAUGAGCGUGAACAUGAUUUUGCCAGAACUGCUAAUAUCUGCCCGUCACAUUGAAGUCAGAGCCCAUGUUUUGGGAAACAAAAGGAACCAGACAGGGAAGUCUCCGAGUUGUGAUGUCCAUGCAGAGAAGAUAGGCUACAGUAGAGAGUGCAUCUUUUAUAUACAGUUGUAGAAUAACGCAAUGUAUGACCAUUUCCAUUCAGUGAUCGACAAUUGAGGGGUGUGCUUGGACAGUAGUGUUGCAAUUUGCAUAUGCUGACUUGCAAGAGAAGAUCUGAAGUUGGGCAAGCAUCAUAAGGAAUGAUGAGGUUGCACCUUUGGUUGCGCAGUGCUGGACUGGGAGUGAUAGGAACCUGCAUGUUAUGACCUCAAUUCUUACAUCAUGUGGGACAUGCAUGAUAUAUUG
Molecule: messenger RNA, 2007 nt
Organism: Coccomyxa subellipsoidea C-169
Lineage: Eukaryota; Viridiplantae; Chlorophyta; Trebouxiophyceae; Coccomyxaceae
Exons: 6
Coding region: 125-1279 (384 amino acids)
Source: RefSeq, a predicted model, not a curated record